CAAACCUCCUCUUCAAUAUCUCUUGUGGUACUGAGUCUACUGACAUUGCUUAUCUGGUGUACCCAAUUUUGUUCAGAGAAAACUGUUCGUUCCAUGAAACCAAGGAAGGACCAAACAGAAGAUUAGAGGAUCAUAAUUCAAAGACUGAAUAUGGAUCCAAUGCAGAUAGCUCUUCCCGUAGUGGGAAUAAUAGCAGCUGCUACAGUAACCUUCUAUGCUGUGAGCUUUUCAGAGCUCCGAGAGAAAUCUUUUAGAGACUUGGACGAGUCUGAUGAUGAAAAUGGAGGAUUUAACUCAUCUCUGAGCUCGAGAGAACGACGGGCCAGAAGGAAAGCAGAGAAAGAUGCCAAGAAAUGAGAUAUUUGAUGGAUUUCCAUUAUUUAGUCAUGGAUUCAAGUUUUAUUAGUGUACUCCCUUUCAUAUUUGUGAGACUUCCAGUCCCUAAAUGGAGUAUCCUGUCUCUCUCUCUCUCUCUCUCUCUCUCUUCGUUGGUCAUGGCAUAUUUGGUCUAUCUUCAAGACCUUUGAACCAAUAAGAUUCAGUGUUGAGUCCUUUAAAUCCAUAUCGAAAUUUACUCCAAAA
Molecule: messenger RNA, 582 nt
Organism: Macadamia integrifolia
Lineage: Eukaryota; Viridiplantae; Streptophyta; Magnoliopsida; Proteales; Proteaceae
Exons: 2
Coding region: 151-357 (68 amino acids)
Source: RefSeq, a predicted model, not a curated record